AUGGAGUUUCUCGAGCGAUGGGUAUACAGCCUACCGACGCCGGCAAAACGGACGCGCGACAAACCCAUGAAGGUGCUUGCACUGGGCAUGUCACGGUCGGGGACAGAGUCUCUCUCGCGUGCUCUCCGCAUCCUGGGGUAUGAUCAUGUCUUCCACGGCUUCGAAAUGUGGGAAAGCACGCCAAUGCUAUGGCGGUCGUGGACGAUGCUCGGCCGACGGAAAUGGGGCAAUGCCGGCCCUGGUGAUGGAACGCCAGGCAUUACCAGGGAGGACUUUGACAACUUGCUCGGACAUUGCGAAGCCAUCACCGACCAGCCAGGUUCCCUCUUUGCGCCGGAAUUGAUCGCCGCAUAUCCCGAAGCCAAAGUGAUUCUCAACCGCCGCGACGUCGACACCUGGUAUCCCAGCCUCUGCACUGUGCUUCGCCCACUGACGACCGGGGUGUUCUAUCGUGUACUGCCCUGGUUCAAUGCCGACCUGUAUUGGGAGGCACGGUAUGUUCAGGGCUGUUUGAAACCUUUCUUUCACGGGUCUUGGGAACAGCACGGGAAAUGGGUCUAUGAGCAGCACAGUGCCACCAUCAGGGGAUCAGUCCCGUCUGAUCGGUUGCUGGAAUGGACUGUGCAGGAUGGCUGGGAGCCUUUAUGCCGGUUCCUAGAGAAGGAUGUCCCUGCAGAAGAAUUCCCCGAUGGCAAUACCGUGGACAAGACUCUCGGUGCCCAUAACAACAAUGUAGACAGAUGCGUCGCCGCCGCGGUCCGUAACCUGACUAUCUCAGUAGUCUGUGUUGGGGUUGCGGUCGCAUAUGGGUUGGGAGGUCAUCGGGUCGAUUGGCAGCGAUGGGUUAACUAUCUCAACAUCGCGAGCGUAUAA
Aspergillus pseudonomiae is the source of this 873-nucleotide messenger RNA. RefSeq names its product sulfotransferase family protein. Lineage: Eukaryota; Fungi; Ascomycota; Eurotiomycetes; Eurotiales; Aspergillaceae. The record is from RefSeq and is a predicted model, not a curated record. The coding region runs from base 1 to 873 and encodes 290 amino acids. The transcript has 2 exons.